AGACCUCAAAGCAGAACUCUUCCGAAAACAAGAAGAAUUCAAGAAAGAGAAGUUAUUGAAAGAUGCUGGCUUUUCUGCAAAGCCCAGAACCUCUAAUAAGAAGCCAAGCAUAUGGAGCAAACAGAAUGCAGGAGUUACAAAUCGAUCUGAGAAAGAUAUUGAGCAGAAGACAGAAGAGGACCAAACAUUAGAUAAAUCAAGAAAGAAACUCGAAGAAAAAGCAAAGUUAUACGAGAAAAUGACAAAAGGCGAUUUUCCAGAUGAAGAAACUGAGGAUUUGUACCUUGUGGAUUUCACUCAGAAGAUCAUAGACAGACAGCGAGAAGUACAGGACCUAUGUCAGAGUGAAGAUGCUGGAAAGACUUUAGAAAAAGAGAUGGAUGAGGAAGAAAUGCAACCUGAAAUGGAAAUACCACCACCUGAGGAUCCGGAUGAAGAAUGGGUUGAUUAUGUGGAUUCAUUAGGCAGAUCUAGACGUUGUAUGAAGAAGGAUUUGCCAAGUCUACUUAAAAUGGAUCAGGAACUUCAUGGGAAAAUAAUAAUUCCUGAUGGGAAUACCCUGUUAUCUGAAGAUAUGAGGAGAGAACUUCAGAGGCAGCAAUGGGAAAGGGAGGAAGAAGAAGCCCUCAGGAAACCGAUGGGACCAAUACACUAUGAAGACAUAAGAGACAAUGAGGCCAGGCAACUUGGUGUUGGUUACUUCGCCUUUUCUCGUGACAAAGAACUUAGACAUAAACAAAGGGCGACCCUAGAUAUGCUAAGAGAGCAGACACUAGAUCAGAGAACUAAACGUGAACAGUUAAAAGAAAAAAGAAAGGCCGCUCUAGAAGCCAGACUAUCUAAACUUCGAGCACGGAAGGUUAAGAAGUUAAGGGAAGAUGGACUGGAGGAAGAGGCAAACCAGCUAGAGAGUGGAGAGGUUAAAGAUGCUACUGGCCCAGUACAAAAUGAACCAGAAGCUCCAAGAGUCACAUCGGCAAGCAGGAAGGUAGAGGUCAUCAUCCAGGAGAGGAGAGAUACAAAGCCUGGCGUGCCUUACGUCCGAGAGUGGGAUAAAGGCAAAGAACUGAUUUUUGGCCAAUGGUCAAAGAUAAAAGAAGAUCUCCGAGAUGAGCGAGAUCCAGAAUUUGCACCACCUUCUGAUUACUUUAUGGGACAAAAGAAAAAUGAUAAUUACAGCCAGAAUUUGAACAGUCCUGAAGCCUCCUCAGAAAAACCGGAGCAAGAGACAGCACAAAACCACCAGCUGCCAUCACAGCAGGCCGGUGACAGCAGUGCUGAAGAUGUGCCACCAUCGGCACAGGCUGGCAGCAGUGAUGCUCAAGGUGUGUCAGCAUCAGAGGCCCAUGUCAGUGAUGCUCAAGAUGAAACUUCGUCAGAGGAGAGUGACAGCUGUGACGCCCAGGAUGGGCUGCUGCCAGCGCAGGGUUACUGCUGCCACGCUCACGAGCUGCCACCUGCAAUGCAUGCUUACGGCUACGGCGCUCACGGCGUGCUACCACCAAUGCAGGCCUAUGGCUAUGGCGCUCAUGAGGUGCCCAUGCAGGCCUACGGCUACGGCGCUCACGACAUGCUGCCACCAAUGCCAGCCUACUGCUACGGCGCGCAGGGCGCGAUGCCACCAGUGCAGGCCUAUGGCUAA
Messenger RNA from Tinamus guttatus (white-throated tinamou), 1642 nucleotides. Lineage: Eukaryota; Metazoa; Chordata; Aves; Tinamiformes; Tinamidae. The record is from RefSeq and is a predicted model, not a curated record.